Bacillus rossius redtenbacheri is the source of this 700-nucleotide messenger RNA. Its product is annotated as lazarillo protein-like. NCBI's taxonomy places the organism in Eukaryota, Metazoa, Arthropoda, Insecta, Phasmatodea, Bacillidae. The transcript is spliced from 5 exons. The record is from RefSeq and is a predicted model, not a curated record. Gene Ontology annotation, biological process: response to reactive oxygen species; lipid metabolic process. The coding region runs from base 9 to 566 and encodes 185 amino acids. Gene Ontology annotation, cellular component: cytoplasm.
AAACAAACAUGGCGUCCACACUCGCUCCUCUGGCGGCGCUGCUGCUGCUGCUGGCGACUGCCGCCGCCGCCGCCGGCUCCUGCCCCGACAGAGAGGCCAAGGCGGACUUCGACCAGACCGCGUUCAUGGGCACGUGGUACAUGCAGAAAGUCGUCCAGACGCCGGGGUACGCCAACACGAAAUGCAACCACCUGAAGGCAUCUUUGGGCGAAAACGACGAAAUAACGCUGAACAUCAUGUACUACAACACCACGAGCUCCAAAGACACCCACGUGGUGGCAACACUGCGCAAGGCUGACGCCGCAGCAGCUGAUGCCAAGUACACUUACUACCGUGAAGGAGUUUUCAGCCAUGAUAAAACAAGCUUCAAGAUCGUGAACACCGACUACACUGGCUACGCUGUUGUGUCUUUCUGUGACCUCCAAAGAGAUUUGAACACGGUGUUCCUGCUGACGCGCAAGCGCAGCCCCGCCGAGGACGAGAUGAAGGCGGCGGAGGCCGCCUUGCCCGCGGACCUGACCUACGUCACCCAGGACCAGGCCGACUGCCCCGAGCACGACCACUGACCACCGACUCCCCCGCGGGGUCGCGGCGUGUGCGCUCGGAUGGCGACCCGACGUUCCCUGCGACGUGAUGCUGUCACGACUGCACAUUUGUUAUAGAUGAUGUUCCUCAAUAAAAUACUUUUACAAAAUAAAAU